GAGACCGCGGGCUACCUCUGCCAGGAUCGCUGGGGCGCUUGCCGCUUUCCUGUUGGCUUUGGGCGACCCGAGCUGCCAGAGGAGAGGCAGGUGCACCAACUGGAUGCGCGCACAGGAGCCUCGUUGAAAUUUACCCUCCUGAACCGGCAGGGACGAGUUUGGACCCUGAUCGCUGGUGGUGGUGCAAGUGUAGUUUACACCGACACCAUUUGUGAGUACGGCUUCGCGAAAGAGCUGGCCAACUAUGGUGAGUACUCCGGGGACCCUCCCGAGGAGUUUGUCUACGAAUACACCAAGAUCAUCUUGAGCGUGAUGACAUCCUCACCGGAACCAUACGGGAAGGUGCUCUUGAUCGGCGGGGGUGUGGCCAACUUUACAGAUGUGGCGAGCACCUUCAAGGGCAUUGUGAAGGCCCUGAAAGAGUUCGGUGCCGCCUUGAAAGCCUGUGGCACCACCGUGUGGGUGCGUCGUGGUGGGCCGAACUACGCCGAAGGGCUCGCCAAGAUGAAGAGCGCCUGUGAGGAGAUCGGCAUUCCAGCGCAGGUCUAUGGUCCUGAGGCGCACCUCACCUCCAUCGUCCGCGAUGCCCUGGCAGCACAGAAGGGCGCCGUGCCCCCUGCUAUGCCGGAGCCAGUGGUGAAGAUUCCGGCUGGUGGUGCCACAAAGCCUGCAGCAUGCCAGCAUCUCAUGGAAUUCUCCGCAGAGACGCAGGCGUUCGUCUAUGGCAUGCAAGUGAAGGCUGUGCAAAGAAUGCUGGAUUUUGAUACACUCUGUGGUCGCAAGACCCCCAGUGUAGCUGCCAUGAUCAACCCCACGGGAGAGGCGACCUUUGAAAAGUUCCUCUUUGGUUCUGCAGAUGUCUUGAUUCCAGUCUAUACCUCUUUGGCAGAGGCUGUGGAACGUCAUGGCAAAGCCCCUAAGAUGCUGGUGAGUUUCGCCUCCUUCCGCUCCGUCUUCAGUGCCACCAUGGAAGCUCUGCAAUUUUCGGAGGUCAUCAAGUCCCAGGCCAUCAUCGCUGAAGGCGUCCCCGAGGCCCUCACACGACGCUUGCAUUUUGAGGCCAACCAACGUGGAGUGGCGAUCAUUGGACCGGCCACCGUGGGCGGGAUGAUGCCUGGCCGCUUUCGAAUUGGCAAUGCGGGUGGAGCCGUGGAGAAUUUGUUGUUGGCCAAGCUCUAUCGGCCGGGCUCGGUAGGUUACACGACCAAGUCCGGUGGGAUGUCCAAUGAGCUCAAUAAUAUUGUUGCCCUCAAUACGGAUGGUGUGAGAGAGGGUAUCGCGAUUGGUGGAGACCGAUGGCCUGGAGUCCGCUUCCUGGAUGUUUUAUUGCGUUUUGAAGCAGAUCCGAACAUCAAGAUGAUGGUCCUUCUGGGGGAAGUGGGUGGUCGCGAAGAGUAUUUGGUGGCCGAGGCUCUUGAGGAUGGACGCCUCACGAAGCCGCUCGUGGCCUGGUGCUGUGGCACGGCGGCCGAGGCCUUUGAUUACGAGGUGCAGUUUGGCCACGCUGGGGCGCGCGCGCGGGAUGUGGAGGAGACGGCGGGUGCGAAGAACCGCGCGAUGGCCAAAGCAGGUGCCCACGUACCCCGGAGCUUCGAUGAGUUCGGGGAUCUGAUUGCUGCUGUUCACAAGGCGUUGGUGAAGGCUGGAGCCAUUGUCGUGGCGAAUGAGCCACCGGUGCCCAAGUUGCCCAGCGAUUACGAUGCACUGAAGAAGAAGGGCCUGGUGAGGAAGCCGGCAAAUUUUGUGUGUUCCAUUUCGGAUGAUCGUGGGCCCGAGCCAACGUAUGCUGGUGUUCCUAUCUCUGAGAUUGCCAAAGAUGAGCAAUUGGGAGUUGGAGGGGCCAUUUCCUUGCUUUGGUUCAGGCGGAAGUUGCCGGUCUAUGUAUCCAAGUUUAUCGAGCUGUGCAUUGUGACCACAGCAGACCAUGGCCCUUGCGUUUCGGGGGCCCACAAUACCAUUGUGGCCGCACGUGCGGGCAAAGACCUCGUGUCCUCCUUGAUUUCUGGCCUCGCCACCAUUGGACCGCGCUUCGGCGGCGCGCUGGACGAGGCGGCACGGAUGUUCAGUGAGGCGCUGGACCGCAACUGGUCACCGGAGAAGUUUGUGGAGAAAUGCAAGGAGGUGAUCAUGGGCAUUGGACACAGAGUCAAAUCCUUGGACAAUCCAGACGCAAGAGUGGUCCUGAUCAAGGAAUAUGCUAAGACGCAUUUUCCAGCCACCCCGCUCUUGGACUUUGCUUUGGCAGUGGAGCAGAUCACAACCAAGAAGAAGGCCAGCCUGAUUCUCAACGUUGAUGGCUGCAUAGCUGUGUGCUUUGUCGACCUGCUUCGUGGUUGUGGGGACUUCUCCAGGAGUGAGGCAGAUGAACUGGUCAAAAACGGUGUGCUCAAUGGGCUCUUCGUGGCUUCACGGACUUUGGGCCUUGUGGGACAUUUCCUGGACCAGCGUCGUUUGAAGCAACCUCUCUAUCGCCAUCCUUACGAUGACGUCACUUACCUAGACUCAUAG
Messenger RNA from Durusdinium trenchii, 2508 nucleotides. NCBI's taxonomy places the organism in Eukaryota, Dinophyceae, Suessiales, Symbiodiniaceae. The record is from the annotation of a GenBank genome assembly.